AUGGAUGAAUCCGAACGCGACGGUCGCUGUAGCGUCAUGUUGCCCGAUACGAUGGAGGCUUGCACACCUCCCACGCAACUAGAGCCAGUCGACCUGAGCCUCAAGCGACCUUCCACCCCCAGGAGACGUACCAGAUCAUCAUGUAAUACCUACCCAGCCUCUUCACAUACCAACAAAAGAGAACAGACUACAAAUGUUAUCGAGUCAAGUCGCAAUGCAAAAUACAAAGAUGUUCCGGAUCUUCGAAAGACGAGGAUAUUGAAAGCAUCGAUUAACAGACAUAAACCCUACGGGGAAUCACCACACACAUCAUUAGAACUGUCAACGAACAAAACGGCGUUCCUCCCUCCACUGCCUUUUCCAUUGCCCACGCACAAACCGAACCUGGGACCUUCCGAAUUCAAGAACUUCCUCAACACGGCGCUUCAGACAGCGCUCACAGACUCCUUGGCGCGUUCGAUGCAGACAUUCACGAAGACUGUUCUGGAAGGUGAAGACGCGAAGGACAAAAGGCGACUACACAAAUGCGACGUGGCUGGGUGUCAGAAGGUGAAAAGCCCUACAGCUGCGGUUGGGCGGGCUGCGGGUGGCGCUUCGCCCGAUCAGACGAGCUCACGAGACAUACACGCAAACACACAGGACAUCGACCUUUCGCAUGCCCCCUUUGUAAGCGCGCUUUUGCACGCUCCGACCACCUGGGGCUGCAUAUGCGGAGACACUGACUAUGCUCAGUCAAACGAACGAACGACAACAAAACAAUAA
Molecule: messenger RNA, 762 nt
Organism: Leptosia nina
Lineage: Eukaryota; Metazoa; Arthropoda; Insecta; Lepidoptera; Pieridae
Source: the annotation of a GenBank genome assembly